GCAGAAAGGAAAGGAAAAGUCUCUCCGCUGCUCGGAACUUGUUGGCAAUGCCUAGGGUGCAACGGCCCCCCACAUUUCCCCAAGUCACACUUUAAGGAAAGAAAGACAGGGAAGAGAAAGAGAUACGAAAGAUCUGCAGUCGCAAAUGGUUGUACUCAAUAUAGGAUGGGACUUAAGUUGAACGGCAGAUACAUUUCUCUGGUCCUCGCUGUGCAGCUAGCAUACCUGGUGCAAGCAGUCAGAGCAGCGGGCAAGUGCGAUGCGGUCUUUCAGGGCUUCUCGAACUGUGUGCUCAAGAUGGGCAAUAAGAUUGCCACCUACCCUCAAGACCUGGACGACAAGAGAAAUCUCGAAACAAUAUGCCGGUACUGGGACGAUUUCCAUGCCUGCACCCUCACAGCCCUCACGGAUUGCCAGGAAGGGGUGACAGACGUCUGGGAAAAACUGAAAGAGAAAUCCAAAAAGCUUGACUACGAAGGCAACUUGUUUGUCCUGUGCAGCAAAACACAGCGGGCAGCUUCGUCGGUGGUGGCUUCUGCCUCCCCUUUGCUGCUGGUGGCUCUCUCGGUGGCCCUGGCGACGUACUUCUCCUUUUAGAAGGCCGCCCCCCUGCCCCACACUUCGUGUAGAGCACGCCUGUCCACAUGACAACAUGACAACAACAACGUUUCCUCCUCGCCCUGCCUCCUCUUCCUCCUGCCCAGACACCCCACUGCUUCUUCUCUCUUUCUCCAGGAACUGGAUUUACAGAGGAAAAGUCUCCAUCUCUUUUGCUUUGGGGGAACCAGGGGAGAGGGAGAUCUGUUGCGAAUUCUCCAUGAUGCCCGCCAUGACACCCGCCUGAGAAAGGUUUGGGGAGGAAAGAGAGAGAAACGGCCGCCACCAAGAACUACCACCGCCACCACCGCUCUGACGACGACAAGCACUUUUCUCUCUCUCUCUCUUUUGGCCUCCCUGGUUUCUUUUGCAUUCUGAUGAUUUGCCAAAUGGUACCAAAUGGCAGGCCUGCAAGCCGGCCAACAGCCAAAAUCGGACCUCAGCUUUAUGCCUCUCUUCUUCUUCUUCUUCUUCUUCUUCUUCUUCUUCUUCUUCUUCUUCUUCUUCUUCUUCUUCUUCAGACCAAGGUCAACUGGAGCCCUUCUUUCUUGUGUGCAAAAAGAAAUCUCAGGAACGGCCUUCGAGCCACCACCGAAUACUCCUAAUAAAAUAAAAUAAAAAGCGUUAAUAGGUAAUAAGAGUAAUAAUAAAAAUAGAAUGCUACUAAUGACACUGCUUGCAGCGACAAAUGGAGGGGCUCUUCUGGGAAACAUCUACGGGGAAGGAUGAGUUGAGAGAGGAAAUGUAAGAGGAA
Molecule: messenger RNA, 1351 nt
Organism: Zootoca vivipara (common lizard)
Lineage: Eukaryota; Metazoa; Chordata; Lepidosauria; Squamata; Lacertidae
Gene: NRN1
Product: neuritin 1
Biological process (GO): nervous system development; neuron projection extension
Cellular component (GO): plasma membrane
Source: RefSeq, a predicted model, not a curated record